ACUCCAGUUCCUCUCCCUUGCCCUCUUAUUCUCAAGCCUCCUUGAGCCCAGUAGAAGCAGUGGCCAGCUUCCUGAGCUCUGCCUAAAAAUCGCCACUCAGCACUGGUUGGGGACAAGGGCUGAACCAGUGGCCACCAGCCACGCCUAGGAGCUGGAACCAGAAAGCCAGGCAACCUCUGGUCACAGGGGCCACUUCCAGGCCUCCCAGCUGAGAGGGGUCACUGUUUUGCCUUGUCUGUCAGUGCAGUGCCUGUGCUGAGGUGGAGAGGUGAGUCCUAUCAGAUUCCUGGCUGGGCCUUCCCACCUGCUCUGGCUUCUCUGCUCCCAUGCUCGCUGUACCUUUUCUUAUUCUGAUGGGUCCCCCCGCCCCUGAUUAAACUCUCUUCUUGCCCCUUUGGGGCUGCAUGAGGUAUGUUCUCUGUCUGCAUAUGUGGAAAGAGGGGAGGUGGGGCUUUUUCUUUCCAAAGACCAUGUGACUGGUACUUGGGCCUGGGGUCACCACCAGAAGCAAUCUUACAGUUCCUGACAUCCCUGCCUAGGGCCCUGAUCCAGAGACUUCCGUUGCAAUCUAGGCAUCACCCAUUUUAAAAACUGUUACCACUACCUAUGAAGAGCUUUGGUUCUUUUUGCCUAAUGAGCUCAUUUGGGCUAAACCAACCUCGGAGAGUCAGUGAUCCCAUUUUACGGCUAAGGAAACAGGUUCCAUAAGAUGUAGUAGCUUGCCCCAAAUUUAGCCAGUGAGCAAGAGGGUAGAUUUCAAAUCCAAGACUUCUGCCUCUACCAAUGCUAAGACAGUACUCAGUAGCCAUGUGUGGUUAUUUAAAUUACUCAAACUAAAUAAGGUUUAAAAUUUACUCACACGGUCCCACCAGCAACAUUACAAGUGCUCAAUAGCUACCAGUGACUAAUGCCUAUCAUGUCAGAUGGUACAUAUGUAGAGCAUUUCCAUGAUCACAGAAAGCUCUUGGACAGUGCUAGACUUGGUGAAUCCUCCCAAAUAAACAAGAUUGCUUGUAUUUGAGUCCCAAGUCUUAAAUAUAUUUUAUUGAUUUUUUAGAGAGGAAAGGAGAGAUUAGAUAGAAGCAUCCAUGAGAGAGAGACAUCAAUCAGCUACAUCCUGCACAUACACACACACCAUGCCCCCACACACGGGGUGGAUUCUGCAACACGGGCAUGUGCCCUGACUGGGAAUUGAACUGGGGGCCUCUUGGUUCCUGGCUUGGCGCUCAACUGCUGAGCUACAUCAGCCCAGCAUGAGUCCAAACUCUUGCUGAAUUUGAGUAAAUUAUAAAGUGGAGAUAGUUAAUGUAAACAAUCUCACAUAGUUCCUGCUAUACCAGUACUAAGUAAACAAUAGCUGAUCUUUCCACCAGCCCACUAUGCAAGCUGAUAACUUUCCUCAUCUAGACAUGGGCGAUGACAUUAUCCCUGUCUUGGAGAGAUUUGGGGGACUAGUAAAAGCCAGGUGUGUGAAUAGAUGUGCAGAAGUGUUUCAUAUUCACUAUAAGUCUUGGGGCCCACAGGGCAUAUAUUUAUGGAGGAGGAUGCCGGGAAGAGUUUCAGAAGGGUUGGCCUUUGAGCUGAGCUUUCAAAAGUGUUCUGGAUGGCCAGCGGGUCUCUUGAAGUAGAGGACAAGGUGAUGUUAAAGGGAGAAAGGGCUGGGGGCAACUCGGAUAGCUAUCAUCCCCUUUAUGACUUCCCUCUGUGACCUCUUCCUUCUGCCUUGCAGAAUGAGGUGUGCCCUACGCUGGGGCACAUGACUGUUCUAGCUUUGCAGUGAACAUUAAAGGUGAUCACAGUGAAGAUAUCCAGUAUAGAAUAUGGCAGCUGCUCACUCAGCCCUCACAGGACGGCAUUGCCUGGGUGAGCCAGCCAAAACUCUCUUGUCAUGGAUGCAUCUCCUCUGAUCUGGAUCCCCUAAAACCAAAGUUGCUCCCUGAUGAGAACGGACUGGGUGGUUUCCAAUCAGCUGGCCCUCUCCUGGGGACACGUCUUUUGGGAAGCCCAGUCACCAGCCAGUGGGGGGUUGGAAAGGGUGAUCUGCGGGGAUGGGGUUGGCUGGACACCUAGGUGGAGGACCCACCUUCACUGAAUGGGCAGAUCUAGCCAGAGACAACAAAAAGCUGGCUUUUUGGACCAGGUACUCUACCCUGGAGUUUGCUUAAAUGGGCACUGCUAGAGUUUACCUCUCAAACUACCCAUAUUUCCAUGACCAAUAGACAACCAGUUUGAUAACAUGGGGUCAUGAUGUUAACAGUGUUUGUGUUUAAGAGUGGGGCCUUGGAGUCAGCUCUGGGCUCCACUGCUGGCUCUGUGAUGAGGCAAAUUCUGUAACAUCUUGGAGUCUCAUUUAUCUCACCUGUGACUUGAGGAUACUACUUUUCCACACCCCCAAAAGGAUUGCUUAUCUUGAGAGCUGUGCAUAAAUCCAGUUACAUUUUUUUCCUGCAGUUGACCAAGAUGGUCUGUUUUUGUAUUUCCAAGUUAUUGUGGGGUGGGGGAAGGGAAAAGUGCGUUCUGUGCUGGAUCAUUGUUUCCUGCAUAUACGGUCUUUCAAAUCUGUCCCCAAGGACCUCUCCUAGCCCCAUCUGUCAGCCCUGCAGAUGCAAUCCCGCCUCACCAGGCUCCAGCCACACUGGCAUCCUUUUAGUUCCCCAGAAAGGUUCUUACCCUCCUCAGGGCUCUUGCUGAGACUUGCCUCUCCCUGGAAUGCUAUUUCUCCCCUCUUCCCUGGCCAACUCCUGACCUUUGCAUUUUGUAAGGCGUUGGCUUCAAUGUCACCUCUUCAGAGAACAUCCUUGACUGCCUUAUCCAAAAUAUGCCACUUUCCUGGCUGUAGUUCAUUGCCCAGACCAUACUUACAGCUGUUAUAUACCUUUGUUGCUUACUUUUUGUUUCCUCUCCACUGGGCUCUAAACUCCAUGAGGUCAGGGAUCACCUAGGUCCUAGUCCAUUGCCUAGGACGUGGUCCUCUGUAAAUACUGUGAAAUGACUGGAGCCCCAGGAAAUGCUCAAUGAGAAACCGUGGCACUGGUAGUAAUUGGCAACCCGGUACUGUGCGCUUCCGCCAUCAGCGCUCUCAUCAAGGGUGUGGGGCAGGUGAAGUUCAGAGUUCGCCUGCUGGAACCAGCCAACCGCGGCCUGAUUGUGGUAAGGAAUGGUUUCCAAGGCGACAAUAAACAGAGGGCGGAGCCUCGAACCCUAGGACCCUGCUCUGCAAUCCCGCGAGAGGCAGCAGUGCGGGGCGCAGGGAGGGCGUGCGAGCGCGGUAAGGCGCAUGCAGGGCCCCUGCUUGGCGCUGAUCCGGAGCGCGGGGGACCUGGGGGUCAGACACCCGUGCUCCACCACCUGGUACCGCCUGGAGGGCGGCCCGGUAUGCAACUGGCCGCAGAAGCCGCAGCCGCCUGAGCCACGCACCAGUCACCCCGUCCCGUGGCCCUGGGCACGCCGCUCGGAGUUUCGGCCUCUAGAGACGCUGCCAUGGCCCAGGCCCGCCUGCGCCUGGUCCGACGGGGCUCGUGCUGGUAGCAAAAGCCUGGCCGGCAGCCACGCCAUCCAGUCGCUCGCCCAUGGCACUCAUGCCCAGGGCACCACAGAUCUACGCCCCCUCGGGCGCCCGCACACCCGAGCCCUUGAUGAUGCCCCGCUGCAGGACGGUUCCCUGGUCCUCUGGCCAGGAUUGUCCAAGGACUCUCCGCACAUGGGCCGGCUCAGAAACGCCAAGAUCCAUGUGGAGAGAGCUGUCAAGAAGAAGAUCUUUAUGAUCCAAGGCCACUACCCGGUGAUCCGGUGCCUCUUGCGCCGCAGGGGCUGGGUGGAGAAGAAGAUGGUCCAUUCGUCGGGCACCACCCUGCUGUCACCCCAGAAGCAUCUGAAUAGCUCAGUGACGGGUGAUAGCGACAUCACUGAGGAUGACGAUCAAGAUGAGGACGAGGUGUUCCAGCUACCACAACUCUUCGAUGAUGAUGUACUGGAAUUGGAUAACCUAGAUGGGACACAUGCUGUGAUGUCCCGCAUGGUUCGGAAUGAGAUCCCCUACUUCAUCUGGACCACUCGGCGGGAUGUGCUGGACUGUCGCUUCCUCUCCAAGGACCAAAUGAUAAACCACUAUGCCCGGGCUGGCUCAUUUACUACAAAGGUGGGUCUAUGUCUCAAUCUCCGGAAUUUGCCAUGGUUUGAUGAGGCUGAUGCUGACUCCUUCUUCCCACGCUGCUACCACCUGGGGGUUGAGGAAGACAAAAAGGCCUUCAUAGAGGACUUCUGGUUGACAGCUGCCCGCAACGUUCUCAAGCUGGUGGUAAAGUCCGAAUGGAAGUCAUGUUCUAUCCAGGCAAAAGAGGAAGAGGCCCCAGCAGGCAAGCAGCCCAAGAAACUGGAGAAAAAGCCAGUGAUGCUGACUCCAGAGUUUGUGGAUGAGGCGCUCUGCGCCUGCGAGGAGCACCUUAACAACCUGGCCCACCUGGACAUUGACCGGGACCUGGAGGCCCCGCUGUUCCUCAGCCCUGAGGGCUGGUCCCUCUUCCUACAGCGCUACUACCAAGUGGUCCACGAGGGGGCAGAACUCAGGCACCUGAAGGCUCAGGUCCAGCGCUGUGAGGACAUCUUGCAGCAGCUGCGGGCCUUGGUGCCCCAGAUAGACAUGGAAGGAGAUCGCAACGUCUGGAUCGUGAAGCCAGGAGCCAAGUCCCGUGGCCGAGGCAUCAUGUGCAUGGACCACCUGGAGGAGAUUCUGAAACUGGUAGACGGCAACCCCAUGUUGAUGAAGGAUGGCAAGUGGGUUGUGCAGAAGUAUAUCGAGCGGCCCCUGCUCAUCUUUGGCACCAAGUUUGACCUGAGACAGUGGUUCCUGGUGACCGACUGGAACCCACUUACCGUGUGGUUCUACCAUGACAGCUACAUCCGCUUUUCCACACAGCCCUUCUCCCUGAAGAACCUGGACAACUCAGUGCACCUGUGCAAUAACUCCAUCCAGAAGCACCUGGAGAAUUCGUGCCAUCGGCACCCGCUGCUGCCCUCAAACAACAUGUGGUCGAGCCAGAAGUUCCAGGCCUACCUCCAGGACAUGGGGGCCCCAAAUGCCUGGUCCAGUGUCAUCGUGCCUGGCAUGAAGGCUGCAGUGAUCCAUGCUCUGCAGACUUCCCAGGACACUGUGCAGUAUCGGAAGUCUAGCUUUGAGCUUUAUGGCGCUGACUUUGUGUUUGGUGAAAACUUCCAGCCCUGGUUGAUUGAGAUCAAUGCCAGCCCCACCAUGGCGCCCUCCACAUCUGUCACCGCCCAGCUGUGCGCCGGUGUACAAGCCGACACCCUGCGUGUGGUCAUUGACCGGCGGCUGGACCGAAACUGUGACACGGGAGCCUUUGAGCUCAUCUACAAACAGCCUGCUGUGGAGGUGCCUCAGUAUGUGGGCAUCCGGCUCCUUGUAGAGGGCUCCACCAUCAAGAAGCCCAUGGCGAUGUGUCACCAGCGGACAGGAGUCCACACAGAGCUCCCUCACCUGCUGACCCGGCAAGGCUCUGGGGAAGGCAAGGACUCGGGGACCCUUAGCCACAUACCACUUCCUAGGAAAGGUCCUGGGGCCAGGAACCUGGGGCACAUCCAGAAGCCAGACUCCACUGCCACCACAUCCGCUGCUGGGAAGGGGAAGAAAGGCAAGGCAAAAAGUGCUACAGCUCUGGUCCACUCCAGUAUCCAGAAGUGGGACCCAGCCUGCACAAGGAUGGGCUGCAUUUUCACCAUCACCUUUGCUAGUGGGGAUAGGCAACCCCGCUCCUUGAACAGAUUGCUAUUGAGUCCGAAGAACCUCCAGACCCUGGGGAAGACCGUUCCCCCCAAACACCCCAGGCAAUUUCUUCCUGCUCUUCAAGGACUUCCUGACCACCUGAAUUUGCCCCCUACCCAGAACCUCACCAAAGAGCCAUCCAGUAACGAGUAAAAGCCACCACUUACAAAGUAUUUUUUAAAAAUAUACAACUGAGUAUUGUCCCCUCCAAAAGAGUUACCUUGUGAGGCAGUUAUUUCAAAGAUGCCAGAACUCAACUGCAGGUAGAUCUCUCCCCAGCACCCAAGUUUUUCCUGCCACAGCGUUGUGCCUUUGCCUCUGGGGGAAAGGAACGGCAUUUGCACAGCACUGAACAGUUGACACUGUGUCGCUACCCAACCAGCUCCUUUAGUCCUCACAACCUAGCGAGGAUUGGUGCUAUUGUCCCCACUUUCCAGCCAAGCUAGCAGGAAGUUUAAGGAAGUUGCCCAAGGUUGCACAGCUCAGAAGGGGCAGAGAUGGGAGGCAGACCCAGGUCUGUUGGAGUCCAAACCAUGGCCUCUGGGAGGGCUCCCAUCU
Myotis daubentonii (Daubenton's bat) is the source of this 6337-nucleotide messenger RNA. Its product is annotated as tubulin monoglycylase TTLL3. Gene Ontology annotation, biological process: protein modification process; cilium movement; cilium assembly. The record is from RefSeq and is a predicted model, not a curated record. Gene Ontology annotation, molecular function: protein-glycine ligase activity, initiating. NCBI's taxonomy places the organism in Eukaryota, Metazoa, Chordata, Mammalia, Chiroptera, Vespertilionidae. Gene Ontology annotation, cellular component: microtubule cytoskeleton; axoneme.